This is a messenger RNA of Antrostomus carolinensis (chuck-will's-widow), 783 nucleotides long. Its product is annotated as fermitin family homolog 2. Gene Ontology annotation, cellular component: focal adhesion. The transcript is spliced from 7 exons. The annotation marks the transcript as partial. Gene Ontology annotation, molecular function: integrin binding. The record is from RefSeq and is a predicted model, not a curated record. Gene Ontology annotation, biological process: integrin-mediated signaling pathway; cell-matrix adhesion. NCBI's taxonomy places the organism in Eukaryota, Metazoa, Chordata, Aves, Caprimulgiformes, Caprimulgidae.
AUGGCAGUAGGAUGGCUCCAUGCCCAGGUGAAUGCUUUUCCAGACAUCAGGCAUCCAGAAGAGCUCUCCCUUUUGAGGAAACCCAGAGAUCCAUCAAAGAAAAAAAAGAAGAAGCUGGAUGAUCAAUGUGAAGACGACGCCUUCGAGCUGGAGGGUCCACUGAUCACGCCAGGGUCUGGCACCGAUAUUCUUUACAUCGGCCCCGUCAAAGGAAACAUAUAUUCAAGCCCAGGACUCUAUAGUAAAACGAUGACACCAACCUACGACGCUCACGAUGGCAGUCCCCUGUCACCCACUUCAGCCUGGUUUGGUGACAGUGCCUUGUCAGAGGGGAACCCGGGCAUCCUGGCUGUGAGCCAGCCAGUCACCUCCCCGGAGUCCUUAGCAAAAAUGUACAAACCACAGGCGCUGCUCGAUAAAGCCAAAAUCAACCAAGGAUGGUUGGAUUCAUCCCGAUCUCUUAUGGAGCAGGAGGUGAAAGAAAAUGAGGCUUUGCUGCUCCGGUUCAAGUACUACAGCUUUUUUGACCUGAAUCCAAAGUACGACGCGAUCAGGAUCAACCAGCUGUACGAGCAGUCCAAAUGGGCCAUUCUGCUGGAGGAGAUCGAGUGCACGGAGGAAGAAAUGAUGAUGUUUGCAGCGCUGCAGUACCACAUCAAUAAACUGUCCAUCAUGUCCUCGGAAAACCACCUGAACAACAGUGACAAGGACGUGGAUGAGGUGGACGCGGCGCUCUCAGAUCUGGAAAUUACUUUGGAGGGUGGAAAAACGUCAACCAUCCUG